AUGGAGACUCUUCGUCGUGAGAUGGAGGAGUCUAUCAAGGCCAUGAAUGCAGAAGCGCUCGAGAAGGUGGCAGCGCCGACGGGUGACGUGGCCAACCAACUCGGUUACUUGGCAGAUGCUUAUGAGCCUGGCAAGGAUGGCCACACUCGUUAUAAUGUUCAAGACUUCAAGCCGGAAGACGUUGAGGUGGCCACAAGAGGCAAUUGUCUGGUUGUGCAUGGGAAAAAGAAGGAAGAUCUGCCUGAUGGUGGAGUGCGUACUCGCGAGUUUUGCCGUUCGAUAGUUCUUCCGGACAAAGUGAAGAAGGACGACUUCCAUGCUACCUUGACGUCUGAUGGUGUGUUGGUGGUGGAAGCGCCGGUCAAAGAACCUGACUACAGCGUCUACAAGUUUGACGACGAUCGCAAACUUUGCCUUGCCGCGAAACCACAUACAGAAGCGCCUGCUGGCAUGGAACUUGCUGUCACUGGCAAGGAUGGUGCCGUUGUGGUGGGUGAUGGGGAACACAAGAAAUUGCAUUUAGAGGUGCCCGUAGAUUCGCACUUGGAGCCGAAGGACAUCACCAUCAGGAUGGAUGCCAACAGCGUGCGUAUCAGCGGCACUCAUACCGAAAAGCAUGAUGAGAAGAUUGCCACUGGUGAAAAACAUAGCUCUGAAGCUGCGCACUUCUGCAAGACCUAUGCUGUCCCCCAGACGAUUGACGCCUGCUCAGCGACUGCUGUUUUGAAGGACAAUCGGCUGGUGCUGGAGGCCCCACUUGCGAAACUAUGA
Messenger RNA from Dibothriocephalus latus, 771 nucleotides. The record is from the annotation of a GenBank genome assembly. NCBI's taxonomy places the organism in Eukaryota, Metazoa, Platyhelminthes, Cestoda, Diphyllobothriidea, Diphyllobothriidae.